Molecule: messenger RNA, 1690 nt
Organism: Myotis brandtii (Brandt's bat)
Lineage: Eukaryota; Metazoa; Chordata; Mammalia; Chiroptera; Vespertilionidae
Gene: SPATA17
Product: spermatogenesis associated 17
Exons: 11
Coding region: 13-1383 (456 amino acids)
Biological process (GO): mitotic cell cycle; spindle organization; establishment of meiotic spindle localization
Cellular component (GO): spindle pole
Molecular function (GO): protein binding
Source: RefSeq, a predicted model, not a curated record
UCCGGGAACCCGAUGGAGGAGGAAACCGGAAGUCGGAAGCAACCACUCGUCCUCUCCCCCCCAUCACCACGCUGUCUGCCUCACCUGGAAUCGCCUGCUUUUACUCACAGAGGCAACGAAAGUAAAUUUAUAUCCUACUCAAAAUAUAUUGGGUUUUUUUCUAAUAUUUUAGAAACAAAUAGGGUGGGGAAAAAUGGAGUAAACCAAAGUUGGACCCCCCAGGAUCUGCCUGAUGGUUUGACCCGGUUGCCUUGGAGACCGGUAGCAACAUCAAGAAAGCCGACGCCGGAGGCGAUGGCCUCGCUAGCCCGGAUGCAGGCGCGGUCCGCGCUUUUGGGACAUCAGUACUACUUUAGAAACAGUGUUGUGGAUGCAUUUAGAAAAAAAGAGAAUGAUGCAGCAGUUAAAAUCCAGAGCUGGUUCCGAGGAUGUCAAGUUCGGACGUAUAUCAGGCAUUUACACAGAGUUGCAACAGUUAUUCAGAAAUGGUGGAGAAGUUACUUAGGAAGGAAAUGUUAUCAACACAAGAUAAAGUUAGCAUAUCAUGAUAUGAAGAUGAAUAUCUACAAUGCAAUGGCUGUCAGGAUUCAGAAGCGAUGGCGAGGCUAUAAGGUUCGAAAAUACGGCUUCAAUUAUUAUUAUUUCAAGGAAUAUCUGAGGGCGAUAUCAGAGACCAACGACGCAGUUAGGGAGGCCCUGGACGAGUUCGCAGAUAUGAGGGAGAGAGAAGAGAAGAAGGCCGACCUCGAGAGGGAGGAGAAGAAGAGAGAUUACGCAGCCCGAAAGAUGCAUUACCUGCUCAGCACGAAGCAGAUCCCAGGCAUAUACAACUCGCCAUUCAGAAAGGAUCCCGACCCGCGGGAACUACGGCUGCAGAAGGCAAAGCCUUUAACGCCUCAGAGACCCAAAGCCAAGCAGAAGCGGCCCCACAGCCUCAGCAGCUGGCUGGCCUGCACCAGCACCCGGUCCUUCCCUCGCUCCCACACCCUGCCGCCCAUCGACAGGAAGCAGUGCCAGGGGCCCUUUCGUGACGUCAGUGACGUAUUGAAGCAGCGCUACAAGCCCUUGGAGCCGACGUUGCGGGUGGCGGAACCAAUCAAUACGUUAAAAGAGGCCAGAAGUGAAUUCAGAAGAUUGGAAUUGUCAAGGAACGUUCAGGAGAACAUGUUUUUGCCAUUCUCUUCCUACCAUAAGAAUGAAAGGUACGUUCCAUCAAUGCAUUUAUCAACCAAGUAUGGUACUGACGCUUAUGGAUAUCACCGUUUCAGAGAUGAAAGCCCUAACAAGUGGAUCGGUGGCAAGGAUUUCCAAACUAUAUUACCAUCAUUCGAUCUCUUCUCUAAGUACGGAAAGUCAUAUUCAAAAGCUGGACAGAUUUUAUAAAGACAAUAAAAGAAGACAAAGUGUAAAAUGAGGUUCAGGUGUGACGUGGUUGUGGAGUAGAAGACGCCACUGCCUGGCUGAGUCACCUGGACACAGUGUGUCAGCCUUUGAAGUCUCUGUCUCUCUGUCUCUCUUCCUCCCUUCCUCCCUCCCUCCCUCCCUAUCUCUCUCUCUCUCUCUUUCAUCUGUUCAAAGAAGAAAUGGGAACCCUCUAUUCAUUCAAAAACUCUCCAGUUCUUAAAGGAAAAUGCACAUGAGGAUCCUACAGAAACCACAACAUAAACCAUACUUCUUAAGAUUCAAUAAA